Messenger RNA from Colletotrichum siamense, 1773 nucleotides. RefSeq lists its product as uncharacterized. NCBI's taxonomy places the organism in Eukaryota, Fungi, Ascomycota, Sordariomycetes, Glomerellales, Glomerellaceae. The transcript has a single exon. The coding region runs from base 1 to 1773 and encodes 590 amino acids. The record is from RefSeq and is a predicted model, not a curated record.
AUGGUUGAGAAAGGCAUGUGCACGUCAAGCCUUCCUCCGACCUUCCGCGAGGCAAUUUACGUUGCGCGCGGCAUGGGAUUCCCGUACAUCUGGAUCGAUUCACUAUGCAUCAUCCAAGAUGACAAAGAUGACUGGAAGGCUGAAGCAAGACGAAUGGCUAUCAUCUACGACAAUGCAACCUGUACAAUUGUUGCGAUGGAUGGCCUUGACAGUGAGGCCGGUCUCAGCAUACAGAACUCGGAGCUCAAGAGCGCUGGUAUUUUGGAUUCUAGGGCUUGGGUGUGUCAAGAGCGGAUGAUUUCACCCCGAUCUCUCAUAUUCUCUGAGGACUCUCUGUCAUGGGAAUGCCGCGAAUGCGAUGCUUCCUUUGCGGAACCAAGCUUGGUGGCUCGACGAGCACCAGGUACGAACGAAGCCCCGACCCAUCCCAAGGAUAUUUUUGCCUUCUUCAGAGACUUCCGCUUGCCGCGUCCUAUCCCCAAGGAGGAGAAUGCAUGGGAAGAUGUGGAGGACGAAGAAGAGAGUGAAGGAGAUGCGGAAGAUGAUGAACUCGAGGGAGCGAACCAAGAGGGAGAUGAUAUCGACGUUGACAGUAGCGAAGAUGCGGUUGAAGACGAUGAUCAUGAAGGCAGCCAUGAAGAAGCCGAGGAUACAUCUGAUGACGAAACCCACGGAAUGGAAAUCACCACAACUCACUUCGCGGAUGCCGGUCAGAAUCACCAAGGCUCUGAGUUCGACGACGAAGCCUACGACAGCGAUGGCUAUCCAGCUUACCGAGGAGGUCUGCCUGGGCAUGCUGCAAAUCUUUCGGUUUUUCUCGAAGGCAAGGGGCCAUCUAAGUUGUAUCGUGUGCACCCGGACGGCCCAAAUGACGACGGAACAGAUCCGUUUGGGGAUUACAUGGUCGUGGCAACUGAUCUCAGCCGACCCCGAGACGUGUAUUAUCCUUUUCUCAAAACCUGGUGGCAGUUUCUCUCCAACUACUCCUCGCUAUCUCUAAGCUACAGCUCGGACAAGUUCCUCGCUAUCAACGGUAUCACCACCGUGGCCCAAAGAUGGACACAUCUCCGGUCAUCUUUUGGUCUUUUCUACCACUUCUUCGAGACAGAGAUGCUAUGGUACGUAGAUCCGAAGGGUCCGUCGGGGGAGCGACAGAAGCCUUGGCUGGUACCGACAUGGUCGUGGGCCUCGACACGCAAUGGCAUCGUUGUCAACGACAUGUACCGCCGUCUGCCGAUGCGGGGUAGUCUUAUGAUCAAACCUGAAAUCAAGAUGGGAAUGGGCACCGCGUUCGACCAGCCGCUCCCUUUCGCUGCAUGGAUGGCUCGACGUUAUCAUACUCUCGAGAUGAAGGGCGAUUUGAGGAAAGGGGUUGUCACAGCAACUCCAGGUAUUAACGGAGAGACCAAGUACACUAUCGCACUGGACAAGCUUGGCCGGUUCUCAGACGAAGAGGUGCACGACUUUCGACCUGACUGUGCCGAGGAGUUCCCAGUUGGCCAGUCGGUCAAUGUGCUCUACAUGGUUUGGUAUCAUUAUGACGCCGAUUACUGGAAGCUCGACAAGCACAUCGACGUUGGCUUGGUGUUCAAGCAAAUGAAGGGGGAGACAGAAAUCACCAUGUACGAGGAAGAUGUGGCCAAGGAGUCAACCAGCGAGCAAAGGCUUCUGACCCGUCUGGGAUAUUUGGAGACCACGUAUCCCACGGGAAGCCGGCGAAACAUGGCGGAAGUGAUGGAAGAGUUGACCUGGUAUUUUGUAAGAGUGGCAUAA